Molecule: messenger RNA, 1081 nt
Organism: Osmia bicornis bicornis
Lineage: Eukaryota; Metazoa; Arthropoda; Insecta; Hymenoptera; Megachilidae
Exons: 3
Coding region: 148-678 (176 amino acids)
Source: RefSeq, a predicted model, not a curated record
UUCUGUGAAAAUGUUGAAUAAAUUGUGUUAGAAGAUAGUAGCCUAUUGGGUGAUGAAACCGCGUGAACAUUUACAAAAUAAUAAUUAUCGUUGAAGUGUCAAAGUGAAGUAACAGUAAUUGAUUAAUUUCUUAGAUAGCAUUCCACGAUGCGACUGACGAGCGCAUUCUUCGUGCUGGGAUGUUACUUCUUGAUUUUGGCACUCGUAAGUGGAGCACCAAGACCGGAAGAACCAACGUUCGAGCUUCCGGUACAAUUGGUCGGCUUUCCGGUGAUCGUUGCUGCUGUCAGGAUCACCAAUUUCGUGAAGAAACUCGCGUACUCGUUGAAUCCAGAGACUUACGUCAACAGAGUUAAACGUGCCCUACCUUUGGUACACGCCGAAGAAAUUCUAGACGUCGGACAGGUGGAGAAGAAAUUAGUAUCCGAACUGGGAAACAAUGUCUGCGUCUACGAGAGAAUCUGCGCCAGAUACGCGAGCAAAACUCUGCAGAAACGAAGUCGCGAACGUGUCCUCGAUUGGGAUGUCGUGUUCAGGGAAUACAAGUCUUCGCCGAAUCCGAUGAAGGAGAAUUAUUUAUUGAGCGUGUUCCUGGGCGACAUCAUAGGCAGCCCUCGGCUCUGUCAUCAGCUGGCAAAGAGAGGAAGAGGCUGCGAUCACGACACGCUUCCGGAUUAAUUGUAAACCAUCGUCUAUGCGGUGCGAAACUGAACUGCUGUACAGACUGUAAAUACUAAGAUGAUAUAAACUUCUUGUUUACUACUUGAUCGUUAAUCCCCUGGACAAGGCUGCAGCUGCAUUUGAACAACAAUUCUGUUCCUCGAAUUCCGUUCACAUGUACCCUAGUGAUCAAAAGUAAGGGACCACUUAUCGAUAAUGUAAAAUGUAUUUUUUUUAAUAUUCAACGAAAAGUGUCCAUAAAUAAUGUUAUCUUCCUAAUUGCUAAUAGCGUGUAUAUAUUUUGUACAUCAUUUAAUUGUAUUAAUAACUUACCGUGAAUUCGCAAAUACAAGUUUUUAUUUUAUAUUGCAUAAAAUAGAUGCGAACAAAACUUAUAUUUUUAAUAAAAUAACAAAUAAAA